This is a messenger RNA of Paramisgurnus dabryanus, 508 nucleotides long. The record is from RefSeq and is a predicted model, not a curated record. Lineage: Eukaryota; Metazoa; Chordata; Actinopteri; Cypriniformes; Cobitidae.
CUGAAUUUGUGUUUUGUGUGUCUAUGGGCGGAUCGUGGCAGGUCUCUCUUCCGCACUCUCUGGUCAGUGGUCAUCAUCAUGAUCUCUAAUAAUAACUCGAGCAGUAGUAAUGUGGUCGCGGCGCAGAAAAUCGUCAAACAGCUCAGACUCGAGGCCAAAAUACGACGAAUUCACGUGUCUCAGGCUGCUACGGACCUGAAGAAUUUCUGCCUGCAGAAUGCCCAUAAGGACCCACUGCUGAUGGGGGUCCCAUCCAGUGACAACCCCUUCAGACCCCCGACCUCCUGCAGUUUGCUUUAGGAGGUGAUGAAGAUGUUGCAGGUGAUGUAGCCGUCUCGUUCUCUUAACUUCACACUACCCCUACUGAAACGUCCUGGAGCACUACAAUAAAAACAUUGCAAAAUGCAUUGUUUGGCAUUAAAACACUGUUUGUAUUGUUUCUUAAAGGCUUACUCACCUAAAAACAGAGCUGUUUGUGUUACUCUUUAUUUUGUGUAAACUGUUACAC